AGGCGGCCAGAUCGGUGGCCAGAGUGCAAGGAUGGGGGGGACACCGAUUCACAGCCCACGAAAUUCUGCUGCGCAUGGCAGAGGACAGAAGGAUCGCAUUGGUGCCGCAGCUACCCGCGCUUCUUCCUCCUGCUGCCCCUCUCAACUUCCAAGCUCUUCCCCCUGCCCCGUACUAAAUGCCUCCCUUCUUCUCUUACACCACUCUCCCCUAUCAACUCACGGAGGGCCCUUAUCCUAUGCGCGAGUUCUCGAAGUAUCUGGUGGAGCUAACUGACGUGGAACCGCUGCCCUUCGCAGACGAAGACGCGUGGGAGUUGCACCGUGCGCUGUACAAGUCGGUGGCGUUGGGGAUGUUCCGAUUCUUCRUGGAUCACGAAGACCACUGCAUCGGGGAGCACUUCGUCGUCUACUACAUCAUCACACGGCCCAAGCCGGCGCAGAAGGAGGGGACGGUGGCGCUGUACCCAUUCGCCCAGCUCCAGACGAUCGAUCCGGGAUUGUUGGAGCUCAUACAUCUUGAGUUCCUCUCCAUUGUGCAAGUGAUCGCGAGCGAGGAACUUGAAGAGGAGAACCAGCCACGAUUGCGGACGGCGACGGCCCCGCGGAGAACGUACAACGCGGUCGUCAUCCCGGAUUACAUUGCGCAGCGCGCGAAGAGGUUGGAGGACUUCCCGGAGGAAAAGCCGUUGUGGCCUCCCUCGUCGUAUCCCCGACCGGCGCCACCCAAGGCCCCCAAGAAGACGCCGAAGAGGAAGAGACGCCACCCGUCGCCAGGAGCGCAAGGCAGCAGAAUCGGUGGCGGCGAGGAGGUGAUUCAGCCCGCGCGUACGCGGAAUCUUGACCCCGCGCCUGGGAGUGAGGCGACGCUCGUUAAGGCGACUGUCGUGCCAUCGCCGCCCUUCCCGCGCAUGGCCGAUCUCAAUCUUGAUGGAGCCGUGCCAUCAGCAGCAGCAGCAGCCGGGGGAGGAAGCCGAAUGGGAAUACCGGAUCCCAUAUCCAGACCCCCCGUCCUCGCGGGACCUCUCCGCUCCCACCAGUCACCCCGGGGUGCCCCGAUCAUUGACAUUAGCAGUUCCUCCAAGCCGGACGGUCCAUCCGACAGAGCGCGACUGGCUGGGACGCUCAUCUACGAGACCGGGCAGCAUCCUAAUGUGAUGUACCACUUCCUUGUCUUCACGGCGGAGAAGCGGGAGCGGCGGCCUUACACCGAGACUCAUGUGGUGAUGAAGGGUCCAGGGCCCCGAUCGGUGCGCAAGCGGGUGGUGCGAGCGGUGGCGGAUCUGGCGCCACGUGUCUUGUCUCAUGUGCCGGGGGCCUUGCUCUAUCCCUCGAUCGUCCAACACCACUUCCAGGAGGAAGAUGCUCCGACGAUUCCCGCGACAAUGGCCGCUUUUCUUCCACCUAUUUCGCCCCCUCUCAAUCCCGACAUCGAUCACUUCCUCUGAUCACCCUCGUCUACCUCUCCCCGCUUAUCUCCUUCUCCUUCUCUUCAUCAUCUUCUUCUCCUAUGCCCAAAGUUC
Messenger RNA from Chara braunii, 1520 nucleotides. NCBI's taxonomy places the organism in Eukaryota, Viridiplantae, Streptophyta, Charophyceae, Charales, Characeae. The record is from the annotation of a GenBank genome assembly.